Molecule: messenger RNA, 822 nt
Organism: Branchiostoma belcheri (Belcher's lancelet)
Lineage: Eukaryota; Metazoa; Chordata; Leptocardii; Amphioxiformes; Branchiostomatidae
Product: RNA-binding protein Raly-like
Exons: 5
Coding region: 290-724 (144 amino acids)
Cellular component (GO): nucleus
Molecular function (GO): RNA binding
Source: RefSeq, a predicted model, not a curated record
UUACUAGCACGUGUAAACCACAAAGAUCUAAACUGCUUACGCUGGAUGUUGAGGAGGCCAAGUCAACUGAUUCAGAAGAAAACAUUCUGAAAAGGACCGAAUACGGCAUCGCUGGAAUUCACUUUGUCUUUCCGGAAUCCCUCUCUCCGGAAUUUCCCUUGCUUUCCGGAAUCCAUCCGGAUACCCAAGUCGUCCAGAAUUUACGCGGUGACAAGAUUUCAGGAGCAAUAGUUUUGUCUCCGGAACUUCCAAUCCGGAAUUAAUUCCGAAAAAAAAUCCGGAUUCUACCAUGACGGGCGGCAUCAGCAACGUGACGAACAGUACGGACAUCCGGGACAUGCAGUCGCGGGUGUUUGUGGGUAACCUGAACACGGUGAAGGUGUCCAAGGCGGAAGUGGAGAGCCUGUUCUCUCGGUACGGUCGGAUACGGGGGUUCUCUAUACACAAGGGGUACGCGUUCGUGCAGUACACGGACGAGGCUGAGGCCCGGGCGGCGGUGGCGGGGGAGGACGGCAGGGAGAUAGCCGGGCAGAUCCUCGACUGUAACCUGGUAUCCGAACCCAAACCCGACCGACCCAGAGCAACAAAAAGAGCAACUACACCUAUUAACGGCAGGACGACUAUGGAGGACCAUGCCAUCACUGUCCUAUCUCCUCUGCUGCUCCGAGAAUUCUGUCACUUACGGGAACCCCCCAACAGAUAUCUUGAUCUGUGGCCGCUGUAAGGACAUGUUCUCCACCCUAGAGCGGCUACGUCAUCACAAGUUGGUGGGGUGCCGGCCGCAUCCCAGCUGCCCCUGCGGCAAGGCUGACGUCAACACAG